AUGUCAGAGAAUCGAGCAAAUUCUUCCACAAACAUUAAGACCCGUUUGCCUGAUUCCGUCUUGUCACAGUAUGUAGAUGUCGUGAUUCAUUGCGGUGACCUUACAGAAGAAUCAAAGCUCGACGAGUUCAGAGCUACUAUUCGAUUUCUCCAGGCCGUGAAUGCUCCUCUAAAACUCGUGAUUGCUGGGAACCAUGAUUGGACAAUGGAUAUUCCCAAAUUCGAAAGAAAGGUCGCAGAAGUCAGACCCCCCUUAGACCCUCAGCUCGUUCAGGAAAUAUACGGCUACCAAGGAGAAUCUCGAAAGCUAGUAUGUGAGCCUAGUACUGGAACAAAUUUUCUUGAUAGAGGCACAUAUUCCUUUCAGCUUAAAAAUGGUGCUUUAUUAAAAGUCUACGCUAGCCCAUACACACCAGCUUUCGGCGCAUGGGGCUUUCAGUAUAACCCAAAUCAGGGACAUGAAUUUUCUAUUCCAUAUGCUGAUGUUGUGAUAACACACGGUCCACCAAAAGGUAUUAUGGAUGGUCAACGAGCAGGCUGUCCAUAUCUUUUCGAGGAAAUUGCCCGAGCCCGGCCUCGGAUGCAUUGUUUUGGACAUAUACAUCAUGGAUGGGGUGUCAAAUUAGUUACUUGGCGAAGUAAGAUUAGCGACAAGCCUUCACACUUGACUGACAUCGAUAACGGAAAGUCUGUCCUUAUUAAAAGACUUAACACUCUGCGGCCGGAGGAUUUAAAGGUACUUUCUGCUUGUGUAGCCAGCCACUACUGA
Molecule: messenger RNA, 768 nt
Organism: Penicillium taxi
Lineage: Eukaryota; Fungi; Ascomycota; Eurotiomycetes; Eurotiales; Aspergillaceae
Product: metallophosphatase domain-containing protein
Exons: 2
Coding region: 1-768 (255 amino acids)
Molecular function (GO): hydrolase activity
Source: RefSeq, a predicted model, not a curated record